AUGAUGCUCAACUCAGACACCAUGGAGCUGGACCUGCCCCUCACCCACUCGGAGGCCGAGUCCGGCUUCAGCGACUGUGGGGGCGGGACGGGCCCCGACGGGGCGGGGCCCGGGGGGCCGCGAGGGGGACCGGCCCGGGGCCUGGAGCCCGCAGAGCCGGGCCGGAAAGACCUGCAACACUUGAGCCGCGAGGAGCGCCGGCGCCGGCGGCGCGCCACGGCCAAGUACCGCACGGCGCACGCCACGCGGGAACGGAUCCGUGUGGAAGCCUUCAACCUGGCCUUCGCCGAGCUGCGCAAGCUGCUGCCCACGCUGCCCCCCGACAAGAAGCUUUCCAAGAUCGAGAUCCUGCGCCUGGCCAUCUGCUACAUCUCCUACCUGAACCACGUGCUGGACGUGUGAACGCGGCCUGCCUCCCGGCUGGGUCCACCCGUCCGCCCCGCGCCUCGCCGGGGUCCCUGCUCACCUGCUCCCUGCUUAGGACGGCCUCUCCUUCCUGAGCCCCCGCACCUCGGCAUGGCAUGUCCCCACGGGCCCCGGGCCCGGGCAGAGUGCCCACAUGAAGGCGACUUUCCCUGACUCACCCAGGCCCCCGGAGGGCUCCUCUCUGGGUACCUUCCACGGGUCUUGGUCGGGGCCCAGCUGGUUAGAAAUGUCCGCUGGGCUGGCGGGUAUAGUCUUGGCGUCUCCCCCUUGGCUCGCUCAUGGGCUGCUGCCUCUCCUACUCCUAGUCCCAAAUUUUCAGAGACUUCCCCGACCCCUCCCCAGACCCCAACUCUGCCUCCCACCCUCGUUCUACCCCGCCCCAGCUUCUCCUGCCCAUAGCAGGGAGGGGGCAUGGGAACAGGAAGGGGGAAGGCUGGGAUUGGAGUGGGGUGGGCUUUUCUUAAGCAUCUCAGUCUGGCCCUGGGAGGCAGGGGCCCGGGGAGUUAACUCCUCUGAGGGGCAUCUCAGUAGCUGGGAACUGUGGGAAAACUCCCUGUUUUCUAUCUCUUUCCUGAGGCUUAGCUUAUACAGACCUCGGUUCUUACUUGGUGGUGAGUGCCUUGCCCUCUCUGAGCUAUUUGGCCCUCUCCCUUCCCCUUCCACCCAACCAUCCCAGUUUGCUUCUUCCUUGUGUUCAGCUAGAGAAAGGGAAACCUAGAUCUUGGGGUAGGGGAGCGUAUCCCCAGACUCAGCCCAGAGUAUCUGCAAAAGGCCCAGCAGGGGGUGGGCUGGAUCUGCUUCCUCCUUCCCCGCCCACCACAGAGAUGUGAGAAACCCCACUCUGUCCGAUGCAGGGGUUAUGCCCUGUUAUUGCCCUCCGGGAAAGCUCAGCUCUUCUGCCCCGUGACUUGUUCAUUGUAUUUUUUUCUCUUUCCUUAAGCUGCCUUUAGCAGGGGAGAGACCCCUACCCCACCCCUCCUUGUGGUCCUCUUGUCCCCACCAUCCCCCCCACGUUGCUGAGCCCACCUGCUCACUAGCUGGGGUCAAUGACAGAAUGAAGGGCCGGAGAACCCGUGUAGAAGAGAUGCAGUCCCACACUUUCCAUGUUCCACCUUCCUCACACCAAACUCCUCGCUCUACAAGGAUGUUAUUUAUUUACGUAUUUAUUUAUUUAUUCAUCUAUUUAUUUACUUAUUUAUUUAUAAAUAUUACUAUUUAUUGCCGAGUCGUGCACUUUGGGGUAGAGUGAGGAGGCUCCUGGCAGCCCUCGCCUGGCCUCUCUUACUUCCUCCCUGGUUAUUCCCUUCCCUUUCUUGUUCCUUCUGCAACUCCAGGUGUGUGGGGGAUCCCUUUCCCUCACCACACCCAUAUCCCCUCCUAGGAUCCAUCUGUCCUGACACCCUAAUCCUCUGGGAUGAUACCCCCUUUACCCUCCCAGUGCUC
Dama dama (fallow deer) is the source of this 1869-nucleotide messenger RNA. RefSeq names its product nescient helix-loop-helix 1 (gene NHLH1). Bases 1 to 402 code for a protein of 133 amino acids. Lineage: Eukaryota; Metazoa; Chordata; Mammalia; Artiodactyla; Cervidae. Gene Ontology annotation, molecular function: DNA-binding transcription factor activity, RNA polymerase II-specific; protein dimerization activity; RNA polymerase II cis-regulatory region sequence-specific DNA binding. Gene Ontology annotation, biological process: regulation of transcription by RNA polymerase II. The transcript has a single exon. The record is from RefSeq and is a predicted model, not a curated record.